GGCCGGAGCGGGUCGUGCGCGCUGAGGAGGAGCCGCCGUCGCCGUCGCCGCCGCCACCGCUACCGAGGCCGAGCGGAGCCGUUAGUCCCGCGCCGCCGCCGCCGCCCGCCCGUCCCGGAGCAGCCCCGGGCCUGCCCGCGCGCGUUCAGAUUUUGAAAGAAUACAAUGUCUAAUGGUUAUGAGGACCACAUGGCCGAAGACUGCAGGGAUGACAUCGGGAGAACGAAUCUGAUCGUCAACUACCUCCCUCAGAACAUGACACAGGAUGAGCUGCGGAGUCUCUUCAGUAGCAUCGGGGAAGUGGAGUCUGCCAAACUGAUUCGGGAUAAAGUAGCAGGACACAGCUUGGGCUAUGGCUUUGUCAACUACGUGACCGCGAAGGACGCGGAGAGGGCCAUCAACACGCUCAACGGCCUGCGGCUCCAGUCCAAGACCAUCAAGGUGUCCUACGCGCGCCCCAGCUCAGAGGUCAUCAAAGAUGCCAAUUUGUACAUCAGUGGCCUCCCGCGGACCAUGACCCAGAAGGACGUGGAGGACAUGUUCUCGCGCUUCGGCCGCAUCAUCAACUCACGGGUGCUGGUGGACCAGACCACAGGUUUGUCCAGAGGGGUUGCGUUUAUCCGGUUUGACAAACGGUCGGAAGCAGAAGAGGCAAUUACCAGUUUCAAUGGUCAUAAACCCCCAGGUUCCUCCGAGCCCAUCACAGUGAAGUUCGCCGCCAACCCCAACCAGAACAAGAACGUGGCGCUGCUCUCCCAGCUCUACCACUCGCCCGCUAGGAGGUUCGGAGGCCCCGUCCACCACCAGGCACAGAGAUUCAGGUUCUCCCCGAUGGGCGUAGAUCACAUGAGCGGGCUUUCCGGGGUCAAUGUCCCAGGCAACGCUUCCUCGGGCUGGUGCAUCUUCAUCUACAACCUGGGCCAGGACGCCGACGAAGGCAUCCUCUGGCAGAUGUUUGGCCCCUUUGGCGCAGUGACCAAUGUGAAAGUGAUUCGCGACUUCAACACCAACAAGUGCAAAGGGUUUGGCUUUGUGACCAUGACAAACUAUGAAGAAGCGGCCAUGGCCAUAGCGAGCCUGAACGGGUACCGCCUGGGGGACAAGAUCUUACAGGUCUCCUUCAAGACCAACAAGUCCCACAAAUAACGCGCUCAUGCUUUUUUGUUUUUGUUUCGUUCGUUUGUUUGUUCGUUCGUUCGUUUUUUUUUUUUUUGUACGGAAUAGAUAAUUAAGAGUGAAGAAGUCGAAAACUUUUUUUCGUUAGUGUACAACUCAUUUUGCGCCAAUUUUCAUUUUCACGAAGUGUUUUGUCUUAGUCGAAAAUGAGAAGUGAAAAAAAAAAAGGUUUUUAUACUCUGGGAUGCACCGACAUGUUCAAAUGUUUGAAAUACCCCUCCCCCCCCCACUCCCUAGACCAAGUUUAAGUUUCUUAAGUUAUUUCCUUGAAACUCUAUUAAACCGAAGCCCAAGUUGACCGCAGUGACUAACCCGUCCCUGGGCGAGGGGCCGGCAGCAGGCCAGGACUUGUCAGCGGCUACCACGUGUUUCAUUCGCUGUCUCCUCAAGCUGGCACCCCCAAACCCACCACCCAACCCAAAAGCACCUUGGCCGGCUUCCACCCUUAGCAUUAGGGAGCGGCUAAGAAGAGCAGGGGGUAUGGGGCUCCCCACUGCUCGCUCCCCUCCCUGCUCUCAGAGCAGCGGAGUCUUGGCUGGAUGGAAACCAGCUCUCCAGGCCCAUCCAGCUGCCAACACCCCCCACACUUAGCCCCUGCAACCCCCAGCCUUGCUUACUCAGCCCCGGCCACCUGGGCCACCACCAGGCCAGGCCUUGGCGGGGGCAGAGGCGGAGGGGGAGGCGGGGGCAGGUGUGUUUCCUCAGCCCAGGUGCCCAUGGAACUGACCAAAGAGUUUCCGGGAAACUCCAGAAUCUUCCAGAGGCGGCUCUAGGCUCCUCUGCCCGCCCCGUUUUCUGGGCACACUUUGCAUGUGGUGCCCUUCCUCCCCACCCAACCCCCCCCAAAAAAAAAAACCCGAUACUGUUGUUUGCCCUCAUUUCUCCUGCGUCUGAGCGCGCUGUUGCAGGGUUACAGAACUGGGCCCGCAGCACCGUGCCAGCAUUUGAGCAUCGUAUUUCUCGCAUCCCUUCUCGCGCCAGACCUUUUUCUAUUUUAGUCAGACUUUGUUUUUGAAAUGUGACUUUCGUAUGAACACUCAGCAGGAAAAAUACUUACUUCUUACCAGUUAUCUAUUAACACCCACAGAAAAGGAAAAAAAAAAAACGAGGGGAAGAAAAAAAAAAAGACCCACAAGUAACCUUUGUUUUGUAGUUUUAAAGAUUAACCCUCUUCAAAAGUUCUCUUCCAAACUGCCUUGCCAUUUGGGGUUGUUCUGUUCUGUUAAUUUUCUUUUGCUUUUUUUGUGUUUUUUGUUUGUUUUUACUUUUGCAUUUAAGACCAUUAAAUUUGAUUUCGUUUUGCUCGAAUUUUGUUUUGUUUUUUUUUUUGUUUUUACCUUUUCUUUCUUUUUGGCUAGGGCAGGUCCAGAGGCGCCAGCGUGCGGGAGAGCGUUGGUCAGGUCUUAGGGAGGCCAAGUCUGGUCUGGCGGACCCAGCGGUCACAGAGCUGGGACUUCAAGGUCUCGGGAUGGGGGGGUUGACCCCCCGGGAGCUGGGUGUAGGAAAGGGGGGGUGGGAGGGGGUAGGGGGCGGCACAGGAGACGCCUCGGGAACGAGCUCCAGUUUUGCUAACUCACUUGCAGACAGAAGCCAAAGUCAGACCAGCUCAGGAGCCGGACUUUGUGUCUUAGGCCAGAGAUGUGGAAUGAGGGCUGUAAUUUGGGGUCGCCGUUGUGGAGCGGGGUGCAUCUGUCUGUUCUGGAUGUAAGUGUUGAAGCGGCAGGAGAGUCCUCCAGGCAGCUUCAGCCACUGUCAGGAACCCUCUGAGAUUGCCCGACCCUUUUGAUCCCCACCCCUUCACCCCCUUCCCUCUCCCCGGGCCCCAGAGCAGCUCACAGCUUCUGCUGGGGGAUAAUGCCGCGCCCCAGCCUGCAAGGCCCCUUGCAGCUCAUGUUUCCUGAGUCCCCACAGAAUUGUGUCUCUCCAAGAGCCCCACAGCCUCUGGGGUGCUCCGUGUGGGGCCUUCGGAGCCAGGCCCAAGAAGGCCCUGGGAGCCCACUAGCUAGUUCCGGGUUCCCCACUUCUCAGCCGCCUCCUGGCCCCUGCUUUGUGAGUCUUUUGGCCUCUUUGCAAGCAGGGAAAGACUCGACUUCCUAAAAAGCAACACACCCCCUUUCAAAAUCAGGGUGCCCCACACUUGGCCCCAUGCUGCCCUCCACCCCCAUUUGAUCCUCUCUGCUCUGGGCUGCUUUGCCAGAGGGAAAUUGUGUGCGUGUGUGUGCGCAUGUGUGUGUGCGUGUGUAUGCAUAUGUGUGCAUGUAGGUAUGCAUGUGCGUGCGUGUGUGUGUGCAUGCAUGUGUAUGUGUGCGUGCGCUAAGUCCCCAUCCAGGAGGAACUGGCUUUCUCCCUUUGGCUUUUCCAUGGAUGAAAUCCUAUUUGUAUUCACGAGAAACCAGUUCUCGCCUUUUCUUGGGGACUUUGGCCAAGAACCCAGCCGAGGCCGUGUGCCGCGACAGGCCGCGUGGUUUGGUGCAGUGAUACCAAAGAGGCUCCAGUGACUUUGCCUUGGGCCUAUGUGACUCCCUGUCCCUGGCGUGUGGCUGCACUGCUGCUCCUGCUCCUUUGGAAUCCCCCCCCCAAGCCCCGUGCCUCCUCCUGGGCCCCCCCACACCCCUCCAACAAUCCAAGUUUCUGCUCUACUGAGCCUCCAGCCACAUGCUCCGUGACCAUGGCAUCUGCCACUCUUGGUGAGACAGCCGCAAGCCAGGCUUCGGUGGCUGCUCACAGGUGGUUUGGGGUGAGGGGGUGAGGGGUUCCACCUUCUUGGUUCCCCAGAGGACCCUACCCCGUAACCUUAAUAUCUGGACCACUGGGGUGGGAGGGUCCCAUGGAAUGACCCAACAGCGGGACCCUCUGACAGUCAUUGGCAAUAAUGUAAAUCCAGUACCCAGCUGAUUUGUCUCGAAGGAGUUCCCAGGACGUCUUCGAGGCAUGUCUAAGGUCACCCCCAGACCAGUGGUCACCCACACUGGGUGGGUCCGGGAUGGCCUCAGCUUGCUCUUCCGUUUCGUGCCCAAGGCAGCUUCAUUCCAAUUCUGGGGGCGGUUGGGGCAGGACAAAAGUGUCAAGGACCUCUGUUGUCCCUGACAACUGCAGCCUCACCCCCCUCCCCAGGACCUCAGGCAUCUGAGGUCUUGUGUGCCCCUCCCCCCCCCAGGAAGCGUUACCUCCCAGGCCUACCACCCACUUGCAUUCUGCCGAGUGGCCGGCCAGGGAGGUGUCCAGGGGUGGGGAAAGAGCAGUAGACCCCAAAGUCCGUGUCUCCCCCUUGCCAACCCCUACUUUCGCCUCUGACUCCUGAUUAUCCAACACCCAUAGCAAUUCGGGAUCUGGCUGGUGGGGGGAGGGGGGGCAGGCGGAGGGGAGGUCCCCAAAGCCAGUCUGACUGGAACUUGUGGGUUAUGACCAGGACCGGGAGGCGCCUGGGGCCAUGAGCAUCCCUCUCAAGGGGGCUAGACUUUCUUCCAGAGGAAGAGAAGGGGUGUCUGCAGGUGGGGGCUAUGGGGGGGCCACCUUCCCAUGUGCUUUUCUGUUUACAGUGACUUGCUCUGGACGGGGGUGGGGGGCCCGCUGUACUCGCUGAUUCCCCAUGUUGUACAGUAGCUGGGUAGCGUUUUUGUACCGAAAUUAGUGUGUUUUAAGUUAUUGAUUUGUUUUCUAUGAAAUAAUUUAUUUUUCAGGUACCAUUUCUUUUUUUCUUUUUCUUUUUAACUUUGUUUUUACUUACCCUUGGGUUUGUUUCCAAUAAAGAAUGGCACUUGAUGUCCAAAAGUCAAAAAGUCAAACGAAUCCCAUUGUGUUCUUUGGAGGAUGCUGAUGUGACUUAGCUCCAGUGAUGGUCAUUCUUCUUUAAUUAUUUUCAGGGAAAAAAAAAACAACAACAACGAAAGGACAGAGCCCUUCUCGGUUUCCCCCUGCCCCGUUUGCCUUUGGAUCUUGUGAAUAUCAAUGUUCUUUAGUGCUCUUUUUUUUUUGGGAGGGAGAAAAGGGGGAAAAAAACAGACCUAGAUUUUGAUAAUCCAGAAGAUUUCAGAUUAAUAAAGCAACUUUGAAAGAAGA
Molecule: messenger RNA, 5235 nt
Organism: Sorex araneus (European shrew)
Lineage: Eukaryota; Metazoa; Chordata; Mammalia; Eulipotyphla; Soricidae
Gene: ELAVL1
Product: ELAV like RNA binding protein 1
Exons: 6
Coding region: 166-1146 (326 amino acids)
Cellular component (GO): ribonucleoprotein complex
Molecular function (GO): RNA binding
Source: RefSeq, a predicted model, not a curated record